Molecule: messenger RNA, 7371 nt
Organism: Camellia sinensis
Lineage: Eukaryota; Viridiplantae; Streptophyta; Magnoliopsida; Ericales; Theaceae
Source: RefSeq, a predicted model, not a curated record
AUAGCUUCAAAUCUGUCUCUAGAGUGUUGUGAUUUGCCUGAUUUGAGUCUUUGAACCCUAGCUGAGUUGAUUCAAGCAACGCUGGUAUCCGAAUGGUCGAAAUCUUUCAGAUCUCACUCGGAAUACUAAGAUCUAGUUAGAGAGGCCUUUAUUAAGGUUGAUUCAACUUUGAAUCUCUUGGAUUUGAGUUGAACUGCUUCAGAUUUGGGUCAAACUGUGUUGGAUGCUUCAUAUCUAAGUUUGACAGGCUAUGUUGAAAUCUGUUCUUUGAUUGAUCUGGUGUGACUCUCUCAAUUAAGCAUUUAAACCAUCAGAUCUGGUUCACCUAGGCCCGAUUCUUAGAUUUGUGUGCGAAACUUCUCAAAUUUGGUUUGCGUUGGCUCAAUUUGACUUCAAACUGUUUGGAUCUGAUUCGAUUUGGUUUCAAACCUCUGCUCUGGUUCGACUUUGGUUCAAAUCCCCUUCAGGUUUGGAUCAAGUUGAUUCAGAUCCUUCAAGUUUCUGGAUCAAUUGAUUCGAAAUUUGUCUGGUUUGGCUUGAUUCGAUAGGCUGGUUUGAAACGUUUUCCUUGGUUUCAUUGGGGUCUUCAGAUCUCUGUUUGAACAGGCCUGGUUGAAGUCCAUUUUGGUUCAAUUGGGUCAAAUUUGAGUUGAUUGGAUCGAUUUGUCUUGCGUUGAACUCAAUUUGUGUUCAAUUGCUUCAGAUUGCGUUGAUUUGGCUCCAAUUGGUGUUCCAUUUGACAAAUUGUAUUGAUUGCUUGGCCCAUUGUGAGAGCUUCUCUUUGCAUUUGUUAUAGCUCACAGAGGUCGAAAAGACGGGGACAAAAUCCUUUUGGUGAUUUGUUAAUUUAGGUUGUUUGUUGUUUGUUAUAAUGUUUGGGAUCAAACCACUAUUGAUUUGGUAAUGUGCACUAUAUUGGAUUGAAUCAGUAGUAUGAUUGCAUCAUUAGUGAUGUGGUCCUAUUAAAUUUUAUUUUAUUUUAUUUUAUUGCAUUUUUUCCUUAAACAAAAAAAAAAAAAAAAAAUUUAAUUUAAUUUAUUUAUUGUCAUGUUUUAUUUUAAUUUAUUGUAAGAGAAUGCUAUAAUAAAAUAGUUUAGGGAUUCUUUUUAGUCAUUUUACAAUCAUUGGAGGCCACAUAAUUUUUAGGGUGGUGAUUGAAUUAUUACUACUAGUUGAAUCUUUAAAUUAGGGAUUUUGUUAUUUUCCCCAUUUUCCUCGUUCCCUUAUUAUGUGGAUGGUUUUAUUUUAUUUUCGUGGAUGGAUUUUGUUUACUGAACAAAUGCUUUUAGUUUGUUUCGUUGCUGUCGUGGCUAGAUUUAUUUAUUUUCUAUAUAGCUUAAUUAAAAUAAAAUUAUGAUUAGAGUUCUUGACUUUUUUUCCCCCCAAAUUCAAUUCGGGCUCCUUUCUUUUUUUAUAAAAAAAGAACUUGGACGUUUUCCUUAAAAAAUGUCACACAUUCAUUCACUAUUUUAAACCCUUUUUAUAAAUUAUACAAACUUCUGUCUUGGGUGAGAUGUCAUUUUUGGAUCGUCUUAUUUCCUUGCCAGGCUAUCUUAUGGGUGUUGUAUAUUACUGUCAUCAUGCGUUUUACUUAAUAGUUUUAAAAUAAAGAAUCAAGAGAUGAUGAGUAGAGGCCGAUCUUGUAUCAGACAGAAUGGGUUCCUAACCCUUUCUCAUUUUGUACCUAAGUUUUUGAGCCAAGUUAUUUGGUGAUGAAAGACUAGUCCCUUUUAUUAGUGGAGUCAUUAUAGGUUAUUGGACCUUUAAAAUCAAGUGGCGGCUCCUAGUUUUUGAACUUUCGAUUGAUGGUCGGGAAUCAAUUUUGUGGGCUUCGGAAUAUGGCGCUAUUUGAGUAUUAGUCAUUGGUUUGGUCCUUUUUUGAUGUGGGCAUAAAAUGCAAUUCCAAGCCAUUGUGCUUGUAGGGGGCAACUCCACUGGCUAAGAAGCACGAACACUUCUAAGAAGGUGACGUAUCUAUGUCAUGUUCAUGUCGGAAAUGGCUGUUCUAGUGCAAUGGAUUUAAGUCUGAAAAUGGCUUCUCUUCUCCCUUUUGCCCCCUUUCUUCCUAGGGUUCAUAGACAUGAAUUAGCUUCCAAACCCACUUAAAGAACGUAAAGAAAAAUGCAUCCUAUCUUCUUUUUGAAUCAAAACACCAAAACAAAAACUAAAUCUCCAAGUUUUAAUCUUUUGCUUCCUUUUCUUUUCAUUCUCAACUUCUUCUUGCAAAACAUGAUUUCAAGCCAUUAAAUCUAUGGAAUUCAAGGGAACACAUGAUGAUGAAGGUCUAUAUGUAUCAAGAACAUCAUAAAGAAGAUAAAAUUCACACUUCUUGGGAGCCCUUUCCUUAAUUUCCAUCGUAGUUCAAUCCUUAACAUUCUUUUCCUAACUUACCCAAUUCUAAACCAAAGCAAUCCUAAUUUCUUCUUGAUUUCAGAGGUUAAAGGGUGAUUACUACAAGAUUUUGUUAGAAUAUAUCAAAUAGGAAAUAAUAUUUGCUAUUUUUUAUUCUUAUUUGAUUUUAUUUUCCCUUGAUUAAUGUAAUGGGCUGGCCCAUAAUUUGUGCAUAAUGGCACUCCUGUAAUUACAUAUUAUUAUCAAUAUAAGAAAGGAUGAGGUCUCACUCAUUCCCUAUCUUUUUCUCUUCUCUAAACUUACAUGGCAUUGGAGCCAAAACCCUAGCCCAUCCCUCCUUUACUUUUCUUCGCUUCUGUUAGCAAUCAUCCAUUCCUUUAGCACCAUUGCCGGCAGUCCUUUUUCACUUAGGAGCACUGUUGGCAGUCCUUUUUUUCUCCCAGCAGUCCAGUCAGCCACUGUAGACUUUCACCUAGCCCAUCUCCGUCUUCAGUAGUUCCUCCUGGGCUCCCCGACAGCCUAUUAGGCUUAGUCGGCAGCCCUCUGGCCUUUUAGGGGCCUAUUGGCAGCACCUCCGGCCUUCUUGGCCUCUAGCGGCAUCUCUCUUGCCUCCUAGGCCUCUGUCGACUCUCCCUUUGUCGGUCUUCUCUCUUCUUCGCUCUUUUCUGUCAUGUUUUUUACUUAAAACAACUCUUAAACAUUAAAAAAAUAAAUAAAUUAUUUUUCAAUUUUUUAUGAUUUUUUUUGUGGUCAUAUUGUUUACUAUUCCUCCACCUUCUUCUUGGUUUGUGAUUGACACUGGGUUUGAGGGUUACUUAGUAGAAUAUCCAUAUCAGAUUCUACUAGUGAGUUAAUAACUUCUCAGCCGCCUAAGAGCGAGAGUCCCCUUAUACCUUUUAUUAUGAUUGAUAAUCUCAACCUUGGCCUUAAAAUCACCACUUCUCUAUUCAAUGGUCAGAAUUAUAUAGCGUGGUCGCAGAGUUUGACUAUUUUUUUUGAAGAGUAUAGGGAAGAUGAGGUAUGUUAAUGGCAGAAUACAAGCGCCUAGCAUCAUGGACUCGAGUUAUGAUCAGUGGGAAAUCACCAACUCUCUCAUCAUGGGUUGGUUGAUCCACUCUAUGGUCCCUGAGAUUGGAGAGGGCUAUUUGGCUAUGGACACUGCACAAGCUAUCUGAGAGGCUGUUGCUACUACUUAUUCCCGGAAGGGGAACUUCUCAUAGGCUUUCGAGUUAUGUCGCUUCAUUGAAAGGUCAGAACAAGUUACUGGAAGCUUGUGGAGCAAGAAUGGAUCUUCAAGUUUUUGGAAGGCCUGAAUGUGGUGUAUGAUCCGGUUCGGAGCAGAGUGCUUGGCAUGGACGUGCUUUCUUCUCUCCAGGAAGCCUUUGCUUUUGUGCAAAAUGAGGAGAGUCGCCACUCUGCAAUGCUUCCUUCUGCCACUACUAAUUGCUUUGCCUUGGUUUCUAUACCCCCUCAAGAUGGAGAGUGUGUGCCUCGAGGUUCUCGUCCUUCCUCUGAGAAGGAUAAUCUUUUCUGUGACUACUGCCGUACACCUAGACACACACAAGGGACUUGCUGAAAGCUGCAUGGGACUCCUGGUGGCCGAGGGGCCAAUGAGGGCACAUUUUUCUGAUACGGUUGAGCCACCACCUUCAGCUUCUGUUGCCGCUUCUGUUGCCUCACCGGCUACUGAUGUUUCUGGGUUGUCUGCCUCAGAGUUUGAGAUUGCUCUUUGCUACUUGCUAGAUCGUCGAGCCUCUACUACUGUCUCCGCUGCAUCUUCUUCUUCCUUUGCCAACUCAGGUAACUUAGCUUCCUCUCCCAGUGCAUUACUAUCUCAUGUGACUAUUCCUUGGAUUAUUGAUUCAGGUGCUUCCGACCAAAUAUUUGGUUCCUCUAGUUUGUUCUCAGAGUAUACACCCUCCCCAGGUCAAGAAAAAGUGCGUAUUACUGACGGUACUAUUUUGUUUUUGUCAUGGAAAGAUUUAAUUCAUGCCACCUCUUCCCUUUCUUUAGUCUCUAUACUCCAUGUUCUCAAUUUUAAUGUUAAUCUGUUAUGUUUGAGUCGUAUUACUCGUGAUUUGAAUUGUAGCGUGAUUUUUUUUCCUGAUCACUGUCUUUUUCAGGACCUUAUCACGAGAAAGAGGAUUGGUAGUGGUAGAGAGGAACAUGGUCUCUAUAUUCUAGAUCAUAUUGACAAGCUGACUCAUUCAUCUAUUCAGUUACCCUCCACCAACGAAGACCUUUGGCUGUGGCACCGUCGCUCAGGACAUCCUUCUUUUUUACUCCUUAGGCAUCUUUUUCCUUUUGUUUUUGCGCACAAUAAUGUGUUUGAUUUUCAGUGUGAGUCAUGUCAACUUGGAAAACAAUAUAAAGCUUAUUUUGUCCUUCUAUUAAUAAAAGCUCAAUUCCAUUUUCUUUGAUUCAUUCUGAUGUAUGGGGUCCCUCACGUUUUGUCUUUAAAAGGUAAAAAAUGGUUUGUUACUUUCAUAGAUGACUGUUCUAGAGCCACUUGGGUAUAUAUAAUGAAAGACAAGUGACGUGUUUUCUGUGUUUCAAAACUUUCAUAGAAUGGUUUGCACUCAGUUAGGGGCAGUUGUAAAAUUUCUUCAUUCUGAUAAUGGAGAGGGAGGGGGGGGAAUAUAUUGACUCUGGUCUUGCCAGUUAUUUUUCCACCCAUGACAUUAUUUACCAAACCUUUUGCACUAAUACUCCUCAAUAAAAUGGCGUUGCAGAACGGGAAAAUUGCCAUCUCCUUGAUGUGGCCUGGUGUAUAUCCUUUGAAAUGCGUGUCCCUCAAUCAUAUUGGGGGGAAGCGGUUCUCAUUGAAGCUUAUUUGAUUAAUCGUCUUUCCACCCAAGUACUUCAGAAAUGAACCCCUCUUUAGGUUUUGUUUGGGUCUACGUCUUCUGGGUUCUCCAUUCCUCCUAGGACCUUUGGAUGUGUUUCUUUUGUCCAUAAUCAUUCAUUUACUCGUGGUAAAUUGAAUCCUAGGUCUCUUAAGUGUGUUUUCCUAGGUUACUCUGCCACCCAAAAGGGUUAUAAGUGUUAUCAUCCGUCAUCUCGCAAAUGGUUUGUCUCCAUGGAUGUCACUUUCUUUGAUUCGCAGCCUUACUUUCCCACCUCUCCAGUGUCCCAGUCAUCCCUUCAGGAAGAUUCUUGGUGUGAAGAGAUUCUUGUGCCACUACCACUAGUGAUAGAGGAUGUUGAGCCAGCAAUUGUUGUGGAAAAGGAAGAAAACAAAGUUUAUGUCAGGGACAAAAAUAGACAGAAAGUCACUUGGAUGCAAGAGACUACUUUCCCUCCUCUAUUGCUAACUUCUUCUCUGAAUGAGUGUCCAGAGUCAUCCCCCUCCUGAGAGUCUUUGUAAUUCUAAUCCUAAUGCUUCUAUUUCUGAGUUCUCAGAUCUUGAUGUUCCCAUUGCUAAUCGGAAGGGGGUUAAGUCAUGUACUCAACAUCCUAUUACGAAUCACGACUCUUAUUCUAAUCUAUCUCUUUCAUAUACAGCCUUUCUAUCUAAAAUUUCUUCUGUGAGUCUGCCUAACAAUUUUCACGAUGCCCUCUCCAUUCUUGAAUGGAAACAUGCCAUGAUGGAGGAGAUGAGAGCCCUCAGCAAGAAUGGCACUUGGGGGUUAGUGGAGUUACCUAGAGGCAAAAAUCUAGUUGGGUGUAAGUGGGUGUACACUGUGAAACACAAAGUAGACAAUUCCAUUGAACGGUACAAAGCAAGACUGGUUGCUAAGGGCUUCACUCAGACUUAUGAGGUAGGUUAUCAGGAAACAUUUUCACCAGUUGCAAAGAUGAACUCUAUGAGAAUGCUACUCUCUCUUGCAACAAAUUUGGAUUGACCACUUUAUCAGUUUGAUGUAAAGAAUGCCUUCCUUCAUGGAGACCUAGAAGAAGAGGUCUAUAUGGAUAUUUCCCCUGACUGUGAGGAUGCUAGGUCCAAAGGUAAGGUGUGCAAGCUUCGGAAGUCAUUUUAUGGCUAAAGCAGUCCCCUAGGGCUUGGUUUGAAAGGUUUGCUCGAGCUAUGCUGAGAUAUGGGUUCAAGUAACGUCAAGCUGAUCACACCUUAUUUGUGAAACACUCCUCACAUGGUAAGACCACAACUCUUAUCGUUUAUGUUGAUGAUAUUGUUCUGACAGGGGAUGAUGGUGAGGAGAUCCCUCGGUUGAAGGAACACUUAGCCAAGGAGUUUGAAAUCAAAGACUUGGAUAAUUUGAAGUAUUUUUUUAGGCAUUGAAGUAGCUCGGUCUAAGGAUGGCAUCUUCAUAUGCCAGAGGAAGUAUGUGCUUGACUUCCUAAAAGAAACUAAAAUGCUUGGAAGUAGACCAUGUGAUAUACCUUUAGAAUCGGGGCAGAAACUAAGUGAGGAUCAAGGGGGAGAUCCAGUGGACAGGGGAACAGUGAGCAUGGUUAGCCAGUUUAUGCAUGCUCCUAGACAUUCCCACUUAGAAGUAGUUAUGAGAAUCUUGAGGUACCUAAAGUCUCUCUUUGGAAAGGGUCUCUAUUUUUCAAAACAGGGACAUCUCAGUGUGAAGGCAUUUAUUGAUGCAGAUUGGGCUGGAUCAGUCGCUGACAGAUAAUCAACUUCUGGAUAUUGCACAUUUGUUGGAGGCAACCUAGUCACAUGGCGAAGAAAGAAACAAAAUGUGGUUGCUAGAUCUAGUGCUGAGGCAGAAUUUAGGGCUAUGGUUUAGGGUGUAUGUGAGUUGCUAUGGAUUAGAUUAUUGUUGGGAGACUUGAGGAUACAUCAGACUGAUUCCAUGAGGUUGUAUUGUGACAACAAGGCGGCGAUCGACAUAGCUCAUAAUCCAGUUCAACAUGACAGAACCAAACAUGUGGAGAUUGAUAGGCACUUCAUUAGGGAAAAGUGUUGACAUAUUAUAAUCACCGAAAGGCACUUAGCAUAUUAUACUAGCCGAAAGUCUCUAAGAUUUGUAAUCAUUUUUUACGCACUCAGGGAUCAUCUUGUAAUUGUCUUCUUUGUAAAUCCUAAAUCUUCAUUUAUAAAUAAGGGGU